Molecule: messenger RNA, 3622 nt
Organism: Suricata suricatta (meerkat)
Lineage: Eukaryota; Metazoa; Chordata; Mammalia; Carnivora; Herpestidae
Gene: LSMEM1
Product: leucine rich single-pass membrane protein 1
Exons: 4
Coding region: 2700-3158 (152 amino acids)
Source: RefSeq, a predicted model, not a curated record
AAAUAAAUAAAAAAAUUAAAAAUUAAAAAUAAAAAAAAAGCCCAUGUAGUCUGGCCUGUGGAGUCACUGUUGCUGCUGCUAGUGUGAGUCCCUUCCCUCAGAUCUGGUGCAGCGCAAAACCACCUCAAAUCCAGAACGACUCUGCUGUUGUCCCCUCCCUCGUACGCCCAAGUGGGUUAGGAUCCUGGAAAGGCGACUGCAAGUAGUUUCCCCCUAAAUUUUCAAUUUCCUAUGCAUGCAUCUUUUUAAGUAAAAAUGAAUUAUUAAGAUGGUCUAUAUACGUAGUUGAAUGGUACCUCAAGGAUUAUAAGGGGGAAAAUUAGCUGCCUGCUCCAUCCUUCUCCAUUUCGCAGAGGGAAUUUCAGCCUUUGGUUUUUUUCCCUAGGGCCUUGGUUUCAGAUUUCAUAGUAAUAAUGCUUUUACUGCUAUUUAUUAGUUACUAUGUUUAGACAUCUGACAGCUUCCUAUUUGAUAGAUGAAGAUUUUUGCCAUUUUACUUUUUUUCAUUCUCCCAUUCUCUUCUCAAUUUCGUGAAAUUGGCAUCGUAUUAUAGUAACCAUAUUACUAUGUUCAUUCCUGAACGAUUUGCCUGUGCUUCCUUUCCAUUCUCAACAUUUUGUCUUGGUUUUACAUAUACAUCACUAAUUCUUUCAAAACAGUCCUAAAGUAAAACUUUUUAAGUUUUACUGCAUGGUCAAAGCCCAACCAUGUAACUUUCAGUCUAAACUAAUUUCUCUCUUAUCCAUGAAUAUAUAUACAACUUGUUUCUGAGACUUCAUCAUCCUGGGAUUUGUUUUCCUCUCUUGGGUUGGAGUCCACAUAUGUGGACCCUGUGUCUUUGUUGUUAGAUUACGUACUUGAUAAAGUGGAACCCUUCCUUCAGUAACUCUGAGAAUGGGUGCGUAAGAGUUCAAUUACUCAGACUCCCACCUACCUAAAAGGUAAGAUGGCUUGGUAUAUAAAAUUUUAGGUAGAAAAUGAAAUUCAGGAUUUUGAAGACAUCGCUCUCUUAUAAUUAAAGUGGUGUAAUCUGCAAUUUUUAUUUCUGAUUUCUUCAUUUUGUCAUCAGAGGCACUUAGGAUUGUAAAAUUAAUUACUAUUCUGCCUUUUUAAUGGGGUUUUAGGAGGAAGAAGAGAGAAAUGAGUUAAUCUGCAUAUUAAGUUUAUGGAUGGGUACAUCUUCAUGAAAUUAAUGGAUAGUUGCUAGACAAGGAUUAUUGGGGCUUCAAUGUCUAAAAAUACUUGAGUUUUCUUGAAAGUAGUAAAAUGGUAUAUGAUAGACCAGUUCAUUCCUUGAUUCUUGAUUAAUCUUGCUGGCUUAAAGGAAUUUAAAGUGGUUUCUGCCUAAUAUGUUGUUAAUAUUUUGAUGCUCAAGCAUUACUAUUGAAGCAUUCGGCAUCCAUGAUUCUUGUCUGUGAUAGCAUUUCCCGAAUUUCCUGGGAGUUGAACCUCGAUACAGUAAAAAAGUAUUUGAAGUAAAAAUCAAGAAGUAAUUAAAAAUGUCCCUGGACUAAACAGUUCGGGUGAGAAUACCUAUUUUUUUCUUAUGAUUCUGAACUCUUGAUGUGAUCUCUCAAGUAUGUAAUAGAUUAAAUGAGGUGCGUUACCUUCCUUCGCUCUCAUGUACUUUCAGAAGUCUAAUUAAUCACAAGCCAUAGGACGUUUUCAUCCCCUUCACUGGUGUAAACUAUGGUUGAAUUCUGACUUUGGGGUGAGGAAUUAUUUAGGCUUCAUUUUCCUCAUCCCUGAAGGGGGAUUGAUAGGGUUAUAAGGUGACAGGAGAGACAAGAACAUAGGACAAACUCAGAAUAAGGCCGUUGUAUUAUUUCUUCAAAGAUUCGAUGAUUUAAGACUGGUCAGGCAGUUAGAUUUAUAAGCGGGCUGAUAAUAUAACAGCAAACUUCCACUUUUCAGGAAAUUUGGCAUAGCUUUUUAAUAUAUAAUGUACCUCUGAGGAGACAGUUACUAGUUUUGUAUUGUCCUCCUCCUUGAACUGCUCCCCUGGUAAGGAUGAAGCUUAAGGAAAUGGCAUUCCUCCCCCUAAAAGCAGACUGAGGUCCUCCACACUAAAUAUAAAUAUAAAGGAAGUUCUGUGAAGCAAACAUUUUCUGAUUGGUGUACAAAAUGUCUCAAGGAUCCGUAAUGUCCAUCUACAUGUGCAAUCCAAGGUAGGGUUAGAAAGGGCUGCAGAUCCAUUUACUGCCCAGCCUUCAGCGUCCUGCGGGAAUAGUUUGUCCCUAUGGACAAAUUUUGGUGAAUAUUGACAAUACUGUGAAUGGACUCCUGGGACUGCAGCCCUCACUGUAGCUCCUUUCACGUGCACCAGAGGGCAGGAGCUCGGCGUGCUUGUGUGAGGGAACCACAGGAGAGAAUGCCUGACAUUUCUGAGAAAGGGGAUGUAUAAAGACUCCCAGAGUAAAUAAAGCCUUUGGGUAGAAAGGGAAGUUGAUGAGACAAAGGGCUUCCCUCUCCUGCAGUGGGUCUGUUGCCAUACAAUCUCCCACUCACAAUCUUCUUUUGUAGCUUCUGGAAGCAGUACGUGUUCCCUGACGCCCUGUCAUCCUAGUCAGUAUCACAACCUUAACUCCGUCCCUGUUUAUUGCAGGCCUCUGAUUGGUCUGGAGUCCUGUCAGAAUGGCAGCUCCAGUCGGUUACUGGAUAUUUAUAUAUGGGAGCGUUCCGUGGCAGAAGUGCUAGAAAUGUGUCCGCUUACACGGUCACAUCAGCCAAAUAAGGACAUUAACUUCAGUCCAAUAAGCACCUCAUCAGGAACAAUGAAUCAUUCCCAGGACACCGGCUCUCGAGGCAUGCCUGAGGAUCGAAAGCUUUAUAUUGUGGAUUCCAUAAAUGACUUAAACAGACUGACCCUCUGUCCUGCUGGCUCACAGCAUCUGCUGCCUCUCCAGGAGAAAAUCCCGGACAUUGGCACUAACUCAGGAAACGGAAGUCACGGUCUAUUCUUUAUGGGGCUGAUAAUUGUGCUGAUUGUCAGCCUGGUACUGGUGUCCUUCGUGAUUUUUCUAAUAGUUCAAACUGGAAACAAGAUGGAUGAUGUAUCGAGAAGACUAACAGCUGAGGGAAAGGACAUAGACGAUCUUAAGAAAAUCAACAGCAUGAUUGUAAAGAGACUCAAUCAACUGGAAGCGGAACAAAACUAAAGAAACGAGCAUCCAGAAGCGGCCGCCAGCACCAGAGCUUCAUGCUUUAUGGCUUAUGAACUGAGCAUGCGCAUUUCUGCAGGCACCAGAAUACCUGGUUAGUGAUCCCAACCCUGGGGCCAAGUUUCCGCUGUAGGGUUGGGAGCAACUGCAAGGCAAAGGGGUGUGGGGAUAGCAGCCAGAAAAGGGCUCGUUGUGUGCUGUGUCCUUCUGCUUUACUGGGGUUAAGGGUGGCUGUUAGUGGGGAGAACCAAAAGUAAGCAAGGGAAUUUGGCUCUGUACAUACAACUUCUCUUUCAAAAGGAGCUUUCCUAACUAGAGUAAGUUCACUGUGCCAGUGAGGUUCAUGGCACCUCGUGCAUCUUUAUGAAUUCCCGGGACAGCCUAAUGAAGUCACUGAAUUAUUUGUAUUCAAGGAAACCAGGUUUUAACUCUUUUCAAUAAAAGAAAUUUUGCUCAGGUGA